Molecule: messenger RNA, 3952 nt
Organism: Sarcophilus harrisii (Tasmanian devil)
Lineage: Eukaryota; Metazoa; Chordata; Mammalia; Dasyuromorphia; Dasyuridae
Gene: FRRS1
Product: ferric chelate reductase 1
Exons: 17
Coding region: 382-2157 (591 amino acids)
Molecular function (GO): oxidoreductase activity, acting on metal ions
Source: RefSeq, a predicted model, not a curated record
ACGACCGCUCGUCUUACGGUCAAUAUCCGGGAGGGGCUAGACCCGCUUGCCUGGCCUACAGAGUCUCGCGAGAGUGGGGAGCUUCCCUUCUUCUCCCCCACCCCCAUCCUCCGUGGAGCCGAGGCACCGGCCCAGUCCAAGUCGGGCCGGACCAUACGGGGCAGGGAAGGAGGGGGAGGACGGAGAGCCUUCCGGCCUUUUCCCUGGAAAAAGACAAGCCUAGGAGUAGGAACCGCAAACAGGGGGAGAGUUUUCUCUCUCUUAUGACCUCCUCUCUUUGUGUUUGGAAAGUUCCGGGUUUAUUCAGCCCCCACGGAGAUUCUCUAAGAACUGCAAGUUUCCAAUCCAAUUUUUUGUCACCUCACUGAAUUAUUCUGCAAAAUGAUGGUUCCUGAAUUUACUCUUGGUAUUUGGAUACUUCUACAGCUGAUUAGUCCUGUGGCUAAUUAUGCAAAUGGAAAAGUAAUGGAGGCUUGCCAUACAAUGGUUCCUGGACAUGGCUAUCCUCCCCAAUCAGAUCCUGUUCAUAAAAUCACAUUGAAUCAAACCACAUUCCUUCCAGGAGAUACUGUCACAGUUACUCUGUCUGGGCCACGGUUUAAAGGAUUCCUCAUAGAAGCCCGCAAUGCGGAGGAUUUGAAAAGCAGUUCCAUUGGCUCUUUCACUCUGUUUGAUGAAGAGGAGUGUCAGCUUUUGACUUGUGAUCACAAAGAGGGCUCAGCUGUCAGUCAUACAAGCCCAUCAAAAAAAACCCAAAUAGAGGUCUAUUGGAAUGCACCAGACACUGCUAAUCACUCUAUACAAUUUCUAGCCACUGUUGUUGAGAAGUAUAAAAUCUACUGGGUAAAGAUUCUCAGCCCUGUUCUUUUCCCAUUAAAUGCACAUCCUUUUACAAUGUCCCAAACUACAAAAGUGUCUUCACCAACAUCAAGUCCCAUCACCAAUUUAAAAAAAUCGUUCAGUGCAUUGGAUUGUGGGGAAAAAAAGUUCUGUAUCAGGAAUCCUGUGAACUGUGAUCCAGAGAAUGAAUACCACUGUUUCUUUCUCUCCUUUGAGAGAAAGAAUCAUUCAGUGCUGAUUGAAAUGAGUGGACCUAAUGAAGGCUACUUAUCCUUUGCGUUGUCUCAUGAUCAAUGGAUGGGUGAUGAUGAUGGAUACAUAUGUAUUCAUGAAGAUGAGACUGUGCAUAUACAUCCUUCUUAUGUGGUUGGACGAAGUCACCCUGUGUUAGAGUCUUCGGCUACACUUGAAGCUAUGGCAUGGAGAUUGACUGAUGGAGUUAUUCAAUGUUCUUUUAGAAGAAAUAUUAGUCUUCCUGGUUCGAAGAGAUUUGAUCUGGACCAGAAGUAUUACAUAUUUCUAGCAAAUGGAGCCACCAAUAAUGGUCAGAUUUAUAAACAUUCAGAACACCCUCUGAUUACCAGUGAAAAACAUGAUGUGACUGACCAUCCAAAGAACAUAGGAGGCUCCCGAUCUCCACUUCUCCUGAAGUUUCAUGGUGCACUCAUGUUUGUGGCUUGGAUGACAACUGGGAGCAUUGGUGUAUUGGUGGCCCGAUUCUUCAAACCUGUGUGGUCCAAGGCCUUCUUCUUUGGUGAGGCAGCUUGGUUUCAGAUACAUCGGUUUCUAAUGCUCUGCACUUCUGGCCUUACCACUGUUGGCUUUGUACUUCCUUUCAUAUAUAGAAAAGGCUGGAGUAAGGAAGCAGGCUAUCAUCCGUACCUUGGCUGUGUAGUGAUGAUGUUAGCAGUCCUUCAGCUGCUUCUGGCAGUUUUCAGGCCCCCAUCACAUGAUCCAAGACGCCCGAUAUUUAAUUGGACUCAUUGGGGGACUGGUACUGCUACUAGGAUACUAGCAGUUGCAGCAAUAUUCCUGGGAAUGGACUUACCAGGACUCAACCUUCCUUCUCCAGUGAAAACUUAUGCAAUGAUUGGAUUUGUAGCUUGGCAUGUUGGCACUGAGAUUCUUCUUGAGAUACAUGCCUAUCGGCUCACACGCAAAGUUGAAAUAUUGGAAGAUGAUAGAAUUCAGAUUCUUCAGUCGUUUACAACAGCUGAGGCAGAGGGCCAUGCAUUUAAAAAGGUGGUAUUAGUCAUCUAUUUUUGUGGUAAUGUCGCUUUCCUCUUCAUAUUCUUAACUGCAAUUGGCCAGCAGUGAUCUAACUUUCAACAGUGAGUGGACAAAGGCAAACGGAACCUUGGAUUUGAAUGAUGAGAUGAUGAAACUUGAAGCCUGUAUUACUUGCCCCCAAUUGUUUUCUGAAAUUUUAGUUUGAAAGAUGAAUGUCAUAUUUAUGAAAGGAUUCUGAGCUAGGAUUACUGAAAAGAAGUGAUCCAAAUAACAACCCUGAGUGAAACAAGAAUGGCCAAUGAAAGCCAGCUAACUGAAGUUAGAGUUGGAUAUCUAUUUUUCUGGAAUUGUUGCAAUGAAGGGGAAUGCUGUGAAGCAUCCCUUUCAUCAAGGGUUGUCUGGGUAAUAAACUUUUAUCAAGUCCUUUAUGUGUAGUUUUACAGCUUCAAGGAAAGUUAUACUUUAAGGAACGAAUCUCACACUUUUUUCUAUGAGAUAAGUAUAAUAAAAACAAAAUAAAUUUGUAAAGAAACUUUAAUGAUCCUCUAUCCUAACAAAACUAAAAUCCAACCAACUCACUUAACUUUUGGAAAAAAAAUGAUUUCCAUUGAAGAAGUUAAGCUCCUAAUGGCAAUAUGUUACAGUUUUAAAAAAAAGAAAUCCAUGCUUUUUUAUUAAUUCAUCUUAAAUACUGUAGCUUCUCUUAAAAUGGAAAGCUACAUAGUUGUUAGAAGAGUUUGGAACAUAAUCCGUAUUCUAGUUUCCUUAUCUUUAGUUUUGUGAUGAACUGGAGUCAAGGUUAAGAAAACAUCAUGGCUUUUAUUUAAAAAAUGUAGAAGUGUAGAAAAAAUACUGUGGCCCCAUCAAGUCUUCUCAACUGAUCUAACAAAAUCCUUUAAAGAACCUCAGGAUUAGAACAGAAACAAUGAAUCAUCUUUUUUCAUGUUCCUUGUUUUGACUAUAAUCUAUGACUCUUAUUAAUCUUGAAGAUAAAACUUGGGCAAAUUGAUUCAAAAGAACACUUGUGUAAACAUGUCUAGUGCCCUCCAUUACUUUCCAUCCUGAAAUUUAAAAAACAUGCCAAGAGCUAUAUUGCCUUAGAAAGAAACCCAUGAAAUGAAGCAGAAAAUGCCAUUCUUCAUGUGAAUUUUUUGUUUUGUUUUGUUUUUAAUCACUUGUCCCUUCCAAUGAUUUGUGGGCAGAUUCCAUAGUUGGCAUCAUGACCUCUAACCAUUGGGUGGUGCUCUAAAACCAGAGUUCUAGAUCUACAACAGCAGUGCUCAGUGAUUCAGAUUCAUGCUUCCAUACCGACAUGAUAUGAAAAUAGUUUGGCAGCUGUCUUUCCCUAAGUUUAUUUAAGAUUUAUUUCUUUAUUGGGAAGGUGGUGGUACAUAGAAAAUUAAUGAGAAACAUUAGCAUUUACAUUAAAUUGUAUUUAUGGGGGUGAAAAGAGAAAGGGAGGGAAGGUCACCAUUUUUUCCUUUUAAAGAUGUUUGUUUACAGACUCCAUAACAAAUGAAACUUACUUGAGGAGGGACGAACAAGAUGUUAUUAAAUAUUCUUUUUAUGGAAUAGAGGAAGUCUUUUUUGGUUAUUAGUUGAUAUUUUAAAUGGUAUUUCUCUGAGUGUUUUGAUAAUGUUCAAAUUUUUGCUUAGGUCAUAGGCAAUCUCUUUUUGAGCAAGGGAACAACAUAAGCCAAACCUACUAUUAUUUAUUUUACUGAAUAAAAUUGUCUGGUUUUUUUCCUUUCUCUGUGUAAGUAAACACUGAUCAUUAAAAAAAAACCUAAGAGGUUAACAAAAACUUGCUCUACUCAUCUUUUCUGAAUGCAAAAUUUUUAAUAUUUUUGCUUUCAUCAUCUAUGUUCCUUUUUAUCAUUAU